AUGAGGUGGCUAUUUUCUUGUAUGCUGCUGGCCCUGCUGGGUGCGGUGCAGGCGCUGAGCUCCUCCGGCCAGAGACUGCUGGUUAUUCUCGAGGAGGAGGGCGAACGGGAGAAGUACAGUGUGCUGCUUGAGGAUCUGUCGAGUCGAGGCUUCCAUACGACUGUUCAGUCUCCGAAAUCAGACAAACUCUCGCUCUUCCGACAUGGUGCACGCGCGUACGACCACGUUAUCCUUCUCCCCGCCAAAUCGAAAGGCCUCGGUCCCGCCCUCACUGCGAACCAAUUCCUCGAUUUCAUGAACAACGAAGGAAAUGUCAUUGUUGCGCUUUCCAGCGACCACGCGACACCUUCGUCCGUCCAGUCGCUGCUACUCGAGCUCGAUAUCCACGUUCCGUCGGACAAGGGCGCUUUGGUCGUUGAUCACUUCAACUACGACUCUACCUCCGCGGCGGACAAGCACGAUGUUCUCCUGCUGCCAUUCCCGAAGGCGAUCAGGCCCGAUGUCAAGAACUACUUCGCCGGCGAGGGGCUCAUCGCGGUCCCCCGCGCAGUGGGUCAGACACUUGGGAACGAAUCGCCGCUUAUCUUGCCCGUUCUCCGCGCUCCGAGCACCGCAUACAGCUACAACCCCAAGGACGAGGCUGAUGUCGUCGAGGAUCCAUUUGCGACCGGCGAGCAGCUGAACAUUGUGUCGUCGCUGCAGGCCCACAACUCUGCGCGCCUGACUGUCAUUGGCUCUGCCGAAUUGCUGCAGAAUAAGUGGUUCGCGGAGAAGGCUACGCUCAACGGCCAGGCAGUCAAGACCGCGAACCGCGAUUUCGCGCAGAAGGUCACUGCCUGGACGUUCAAGGAGACUGGUGUCUUGAAGAUCGGCAAGCUGCUGCACUACAACAACGAGAGCGCCAGCAAGAAGCUGAACACCAGCGUUGCUGUCCCAGAGCACAACCCCAAGAUCUACCGCAUCAAGGAGGACGUCGCUUUCCAAAUCGAAGUCUCCGAGUACGAAAACGACCACCUCGUCCCCUUCCUCCCCGCCGAAAACGACGCCCUCCAGCUCGAAUUCAGCAUGCUCUCCCCCUUCCAUCGCCUCAAUCUCACCCCUCUCUCCCAAACUGCCAAUGCGACCAUCUUCGGUGUCUCCUUCCGCACCCCUGACCAACACGGCAUUUUCAACUUCCGCAUCAACUUCCGCCGCCCGUUCCUCACCAACCUCGAUGAGAAGAGGCAGGUUACCGUGCGCCACUUUGCGCACGACGAGUGGCCGAGGAGUUGGCAGAUCAGCGGGGCCUGGGUGUGGAUUGGCGGUAUUUGGGUCACGGUUGUGGCGUGGGUGGGCUUUGUAGCGUUGUGGUUGUAUAGUGCGCCGACAACGAACAGCGCGAAGAAGACGCAGUAGACGGUAUAUGUAAAAGGAUGGAACAUGAUGUUCGGGGAAGGUGUGAAGGUAUGAACGAAAGGAGAGGAUGAGAUGAGCGAGGAUA
This is a messenger RNA of Paraphaeosphaeria sporulosa, 1480 nucleotides long. Its product is annotated as Dolichyl-diphosphooligosaccharide-protein glycosyltransferase 48kDa subunit. Lineage: Eukaryota; Fungi; Ascomycota; Dothideomycetes; Pleosporales; Didymosphaeriaceae. The transcript has 3 exons. The record is from RefSeq and is a predicted model, not a curated record. The coding region runs from base 1 to 1395 and encodes 464 amino acids. Gene Ontology annotation, cellular component: endoplasmic reticulum membrane; oligosaccharyltransferase complex.